CUCUCUACUCGUCAUGCGCACAUCGUUCACUUCCGGACAGCUGACAACAACAGCAGAAAGCCUCACCUGUGCGCGUGUGUUUCCUUCUCUUUCUCUGUGUUUUUUUUCUAUUUGAUGUCUCCCUGUUCACCUGUGGCUCGCUCCCGGGUGUCCUCGUGUCUCUCCAUGCGCGCUGCCGUGUGCGUGACGCUGUUUGUUUGGUUGCUGAGCGACGCGGGGGCUCGUCAGUUCACUGAGCAGGAGAUGGCUGCUGUCAGACAGCGCAUCAAAUCCAUGUUCUACCACGCCUACAACAGUUACCUUGACAACGCUUUCCCCUACGACGAGCUCCGCCCACUCACCUGUGACGGACAGGACACCUGGGGCAGCUUCUCGCUCACUCUGAUCGAUGCUCUCGACACUCUGCUGGUUUUGGGAAACAGCACAGAGUUCCAGCGCGUGGCGUCGCUCCUCCAAGACACCGUGGACUUUGACAUCGACGUCAACGCCUCCGUGUUCGAAACCAACAUCAGAGUGGUGGGUGGUCUGCUGUCAGCUCACCUGUUGGCAGGUCGGGCGGGGAUGGAGCUGGAGCCCGGUUGGCCUUGUUCAGGACCGCUGCUGAGGAUGGCCGAGGACGCUGCCAGGAAGCUGUUGCCUGCGUUCCAGACUCCCACCGGCAUGCCGUACGGUACGGUGAACCUGCUGAACGGCGUCAGCCCCACCGAAACACCCGUCACUUGUACCGCCGGCGUGGGAACCUACAUCCUGGAGUUCGCCACGCUGAGCCGACUAACAGGAGACCCAACGUUUGAGAACGUGGCCCGCCAAGCCCUGAGAGCCCUGUGGAAGACCAGAUCUGACAUCGGGCUGGUGGGGAACCACAUUGACGUCCUGUCUAAGAAGUGGGUGGCUCAGGAUGCCGGUAUCGGAGCGGGGGUGGACUCCUACUUUGAGUAUCUGGUGAAAGGAGCCAUCAUGCUGCAGGACGAGGAGCUGCUCAACAUGUUCCUGGAGUAUGAUCGAGCCAUUCAGAACUACACCCGAUUUGACGACUGGUACCUGUGGGUCCAGAUGCAUAAAGGGACCGUUUCCAUGCCUGUUUUCCAGUCUCUGGAGGCCUUCUGGCCCGGCUUGCAGUCUCUCCUGGGGAACCUGGACAGCGCUGUGAGAACUUUCCAGAACUAUUACUCAGUGUGGAGACAGUUUGGAGGUCUGCCGGAGUUUUACAGCAUCCCUCAGGGUUACACCGUGGACAAGAGAGAGGGAUACCCACUGAGACCAGAGUUGAUAGAGAGCGCCAUGUACCUGUUCAGGGCCACAGGUGACCACACCUACCUCCAGCUAGGCCUCGACGCUCUGGAGUCCAUCGAGAAGAUCACCAAGACGCCCUGCGGAUACGCCAGCGUUAAAGACCUGCGAGACCACCAGCUGGACAACAGGAUGGAGUCCUUCUUUCUGGCUGAAACCAUCAAGUACCUCUACCUGCUCUUUGACCCCGACCACUUCCUGCACGGCGGGGGGACCGAGGGGGACGGGUCCUGGGAGGAGGGUGGCGAGGGGGGGCAGUGUAUUUUAGGGGCGGGGGGGUUCAUCUUCAACACGGAGGCUCACCCUCUCGACCCGGCGGCGCUCUACUGCUGCAGCCGCCACGCCCAGGACCGACAGGAGCUCCGAGACAUCCUGCUCAGCCUGUCGCAGCCCGCGAAAAAGCCAAGCGGCCAAUCAAAGCCGCCCGCCGAACAGAAUGAAGGCCCUCCCCCCGGCCAAUCAGAAAGCAUCACUCUAAAACCAGGCGAGAAGAAGACGCACCCCCUGCUGUCCUGCCCCGUUCAGCCAUUCAGCGCUCGAUUCUCCAUCAUGGGACAAGUUUUCACCGAUAACACCUGACACUCACCUGGUCACACCUGAUAUCAACGUUCUGCCACUGAUUGGAUCACAGCAAGCAUUCCUAUAACAACAUGUCAGCUUUCAGGGAACAAACAUGUUUGAAAAUCACUGUUGUGAGGAUCCAAUUUCCACGCUCCAUAAAGCUGUUUUUGUGUUGUGAUGAAGGCACUCAAGACCCGCGAACCAAGAGCUCAAAUGUGCUGUGUUGACUCUGUUGCUCUAAUUUACACUGAAGCUGAAAUAUAUUUGUAUUUAUUAGAAAUGUUGUGGCGGUUGUGUGAUGUGUCAUAUUGUUUAUUGUCUUCAUACCGAAGAACAAUGGCCGUUGUGAAAAUAAGAUUUUUAUAAAGAUUUAAUCAGAAAAAUCUACAAUUAUCAAACUCCACCCCAAAAGGGCCAAAGGUCCAAAUUUAGGUCAUGUGAUGACGCUGAUGAAGAUCAUGAGAUACAGUCUGUAGCUAGGGUUGGGGGGAAAAAUGGAUUCAUCUAUGUACCACGAUUUUAUUUUACGAUUUUGAAAUAGAUUUUUUAAUGCUAGAAUC
This is a messenger RNA of Sebastes umbrosus (honeycomb rockfish), 2411 nucleotides long. RefSeq names its product ER degradation enhancer, mannosidase alpha-like 2 (gene edem2). NCBI's taxonomy places the organism in Eukaryota, Metazoa, Chordata, Actinopteri, Perciformes, Sebastidae. Bases 115 to 1869 code for a protein of 584 amino acids. Gene Ontology annotation, biological process: carbohydrate metabolic process; mannose trimming involved in glycoprotein ERAD pathway; endoplasmic reticulum mannose trimming. Gene Ontology annotation, cellular component: endoplasmic reticulum; membrane. Gene Ontology annotation, molecular function: calcium ion binding; mannosyl-oligosaccharide 1,2-alpha-mannosidase activity. The record is from RefSeq and is a predicted model, not a curated record. The transcript has 11 exons.